CCCGGCACAGGGGAGGAACGGGCGGCCCCCACCGCUCAGAAGAGCAGCUGCCACCAGUGUCCGGGGCAUGAGGAAGACUGCUUCUCCAGGCCACCCUGAGGAGGAGGCUGCUCCCUGCGGAAACACAGGCCAUGUGGGGCCCCCGGGGGCUGCUCCCGCUCUGGUUCCUGGUGCUGGCGGCGGGCGACGCCGAGCGUGCCUACCGGCCUGGCCGCAGGGUGUGUGUCAUCGGGCCUCCCAGGGGCCCCGUGUCCGAGUCCUUUGUGCAGCGUGUGUACCAGCCCUUCCUCACCACCUGCGAUGGGUACCGAGCCUGCAGCACCUACCGGACCCUGUACAAGACUGCCUACCGCCGCAGCCCUGGGCCGGCCCCCUCCCGGCCCCGCUACGCCUGCUGCCCCGGCUGGAAGAGGGCCAGCGGGCUGCCCGGGUCCUGUGGAGCAGCAAUAUGCCAGCCACCAUGCCAGAACGGAGGGAGCUGUGUCCAGCCGGGCCGCUGUCACUGCCCUGCGGGAUGGCGGGGCGACACCUGCCAGACAGACGCGGAUGAGUGCAGGGCCAGAGGGGGCGGCUGUCCCCAGCGCUGUGUCAACACCGCGGGCAGUUACUGGUGUCAGUGCCGGCAGGGGCACACCCGGCCCCGACAGCGAGAGCGCGGCACGGACCUCCGCCCGGACCAACCUCAGCCCGGAGCCCCUCGACCUGACGGGGACCCCAGCGCCGAGGGGCGGGCGGGCGGCACCUGGCUCUCCCCAGGAGUGGACAGCGAGGUGAAGGAGGAAGUGCAGAGGCUUCGGUCAAGGGUGGACGUGCUGGAGCAGAAGCUGCAGCUCGUGCUGACCCCGCUUCACAGCCUGGCCUCGCGGGCCCUGGAGCACGGGCUCCCGGACCCGGGCAGCCUCCUGGCCCACUCCCUCCAGCAGCUGGACCGCAUUGACUCUCUGAGCGAGCAGAUCUCCUUCCUGGAGGAGCAGCUGGGUUCCUGUUCUUGCAAGAAGGAGGUGUGACAGUCCAACCCAGCCCCCCCCCCUCUGGCUACCAAGAGCCCGAGGACACCGGCCCCACCCCGCCCCGCCCCGCCCUGGGCCCUGCCCCGCCACCUCUCCGACCAGGAAGGGCCCCCCCUGCCCCGCGUGGGGAGGGGGGAGCGCGGGCCCUCCUGUGCGAAUCCAGCCCCAGCCCAGCCAGCACUCUGGCCUGUGAGCAGAGCCCGGCCAGACCCCUGCGGCCCCCGGCCGGCUCUUGGGGCCUGGCGGGCCCACGGCUGAGCUAGGUAUGAGGGCUUCCUGCCCAGGGCCCGGCGUCUGUGCUGCUCACCAGGCAGCCCCGAUCAUUGUCAGAAUAAAGUGGG
Kogia breviceps (pygmy sperm whale) is the source of this 1351-nucleotide messenger RNA. The record is from RefSeq and is a predicted model, not a curated record. NCBI's taxonomy places the organism in Eukaryota, Metazoa, Chordata, Mammalia, Artiodactyla, Physeteridae.